UUUAUUUAUAGCCCCUCCAACGGCAACAGUCAGUAACAACUUUUCCGAGGGGUGUGUGUGGUUGGUUAGUGGAGAUAAAGGACUAGUUAGUGAAUUUGUUUGGCCAUGCAACAGGCCUGGGAUAAGGCUCUCUUUGAGGCUCACAUCGAAGGUGUCAAGAACGGCCAAACUGGUGAAAUGUCGGGGAAAAGCCAAGGAGGAUAUAUGGGAACCAAGACGUCCAACGAACACUUCCAGAGCACCAGCGUGUCCGACGGCAAUGAUAACAAGCCCCAGCCAGUGGGUGGUGUCCAGGGCCAGCUGAGUGGUGGGGGUGGGACCCACCAGAACCACCAGAACACACAGCUCCUCUUGACACCCGCCAGUAUCCAGCUAGCCCAGCUCCAGGCCCAGCUCACCUUCCACCGCCUUAAACUGGCCCAGAGUGCUGUGGGGGGCAACGCAAACUCUGCAAACGCAGCCAGCAUCCUCAAUCAGGUCCUUGCCAAUGUGGCCAUGUCCCAGCCCCUCUUCAACCAGCUCCGCGCCUCGGCCAUGGUCAGUAAUCCCCAAGCAGUUGGUGGUGGUUUCCACUCCAGUGCCCUAGCCUUCCAACUGCCUCCACCACCGCCGCCACCGCCGCCACCCCCCAACUCUGCCCUGGGGACUUUGGUAGGGGCCGGAUUCAACCAGAAUCAUGGUAAUCUGAGGCUGAACCAUUACGGAGGUGGGGGUGUUUCUGGGAACCAACAGCAGCAGCAACAGGCCAACCAGCAUGGUGGAUCAGACUACGGCAAGAAAGCUGGCUCAACAUACCCUUCAGAUAUGGAUAGGCGUCUCCAGUAUGGCUUCACAGGGGGGACGUCGGUGGCAUUGAGUGAAGCUGGAGAGGGACAAGGACAGUACGUGCCAAUCAUGACUCAGGCAAAGAGUACAAACCAAGGCUUUCAGAUUGACUUCUAUGGUCAGAGUCAACAACAACAGGCUGGGUUCGGUGUUGGGAAUCAAAACUAUCAGAACAAGAACGCUUUUAAUGAGCAGCAGUGGAAAAGCCCAGGUAACAUGAGCCACGCGGGAAAAGGGUUGGACAUGGUUUCCAAUACUGCCACAGUAUGGAGGGGGACUGGGCAGCCAGUCCGUGCCAGAGAGGAUCUGUACAAUCCAGAGGAGCCAACCUCUGACCCCAAGUUAAAGUCCGGCGGUGGGGAAAUUACUUCCUCGUUCGGAGAAGGCAUGGGUGGCACCAAGGGGUUUGUGGGAUACCACAAGCAGGCCCUGCAGGGGGGAGAGGAGAUCCUGCCUACAGGUGGUUCCGUACAACUCCAACCUCACCAGCUGAAUGACUUCCAUGCCGUGACGCCAUCCCACCUGCCCCACCAGUGCACCAUCUGUGAGAAGAAGGUCUAUAACCUCAAGGACUGGGACCAGCACGUGAAAGGUAAACUACACCUGCAGAACCGCUUGCUGUACUCUGAAGGUGCUACAAUCACAGCCGGAGCCGUCUACUACGGUCCAGCCGGGUCGUCUGAAGGAUGCCUAAACAACGUCGGAGUGAAUAACUCCAUGGCUUACUCUUCCACCGCCAAUCAAGAUGUAUCAUCCGGAGCUAACCUACCAGCUGGAGUAAUGAGAACCUAUCCCAUGUCAGGGGCUGGAUUUACCCAACUCCCACCUGGGUCAAAGGUAUUUCCACCCAGGAAAUCAAUCACAGGACGGGUGGUCCACAUCUGCAACCUCCCCGAGGGCAGCUGCACAGAGAAUGAUGUCAUCAACCUGGGACUGCCCUUCGGGAAAGUCACCAACUACAUCCUCAUGCGCUCUACCCACCAGGCGUUUGUGGAGAUGGCGUACAUUGAGGCGGCCCAGGCUAUGGUUCAAUACUACCAGCUGACUCCAGCCACAAUCAACGAUCAGAAACUACUGAUCAGGAUGUCCAAGAGAUACAAGGAGCUUCAGCUCAAGAAACCAGGUAAAGACGUUGAUUCAAUCAUCCAGGAUAUCAACUCUCUGAGGGAAAGGGACGAGAUGCAGGAGAUUGAUCACUACAUGCCAGAGAGAGCGCGGUCCCGUAGUCCCAUCAGCCGCUCUCUGAGCCCUCGCUCCCACAGCCCCAGCUUUACCUCCUGUAGUUCAGCCCACAGCCCGCAGGGGGCACCCUGCCGAGGAGGCCCGGAACGGGGCUCCUGGACCGCCAAACACAUGAGAAAGGGGGACGAGGACAGAGAACGAGAGAGAGAAAGGGACGAGGUGCCAUGGAGGAACGGAGGUACAGUGGAUGACGACAGGCUGAACGGGAGGAUGCAGGAUCGAUGGAACAAGCCGUACCUGAAACCCUCCGACCGAGACCGGAUCAGUCCCAGAUCAGCGGACGAAAGAGGAGGAGGAAGAGGGGAGGGGAUGAGGGGGGGGAACAGGGGGGGAGACUGGUACCCCCACCCGCGGUGUAGCCCUCAGGGGAUGCCCCCCUUCCCUUCGUACAGGAACAUGGAUGAGGACUCCUACAAAACACAGCACGUGUAUAAGUCAGAGAAGCCCCUGAGGCCACAGUACCAGAGACAUGAGGAGGGGAGAGUCAAGUCAAAGAGGAGGGAUGGAGGGGACUACCACAGAUCCAGACACUCAGAGUCAGAGCUGGGAGAGGAGUCUCUACCCACCAGGACAGGAGAAGACAGAAGACAGAGAGGAGGCUCCCCGACAUGGGGAAGGAGCAAGAAACCCACCAUGAGACACGGGACGGAGAAACCGGAAAUAGAGAUUACUGAAAAUAACGGAGAAACCGCUGAGGAUCAGCGACCCAAAGAGAAGUCUGUUUCUCCUCAACGAAGUGGCAAGCAUGAGAGAGAAAAAGACAGCGAGGCGGAGGAGUGGGAGAGUGGGGACGACACAGAGGGUGAGUGCUGGUACCCCAAGAACAUGGAGGAGCUGGUCACAGUGGACGAGGUAGGAGAGGACGACUCCAUCAUCGAACCGGACCUCCCUGAGCUGCAGGAUGACGAGGAUGUGUCAGCCUCAGACCUCCAAAAGGAUCCUACGGAGGAGGAGGAGGGAGAGGCUCCACGAUCAACCUCUACCCCCAGUCCCAGGCCCUGCUCUGAGAAGGAGUUAGCCCAGAGAGAGGAUACCGAGUUGGGUAGAGGAGGUGGGGUGGUGGAUCCUAUACCUACAGAGCAGAAAGAUGGGGAGAUUAGCACAAACCCCAGCCCCACAGACCAGUCACUGCCACAGUCACAGCCACAGCCACAGCCACAGCCACAGCCACAGUCACAGCCACAGCCACAGUCACAGCCACAGCCACAGCCACAGCCACAGUCACAGCCACAGCCACAGUCACAGCCACAGCCACAGCCACAGCCACAGCCACAGCCACAGCCACAGCCACCCAUCCCAGUAGCCUCAGAACAGCUCAGUUCAGAUCUGGAUGAUUUCCCCAACCCGGAGUUCAAGGCAGCCCUGGAAGAGACGUGUUUGGAAGUUGAAGUACUGCAGGGGCUGGCGCUAACCAAUCACGCUGGCGCGUGUGAAAGCAGCAAGACCCAGGAUGUAAUACACAAGAUGGAGGACGUGGGGAGGGAAGUAACGGUCAUGAAGCCAGACAUACAGCAGCACAAGGCUGAGACUCCUAGAGUCAUCCAGAAUUCAACACAUGUCCCACGUCCUAUAAACCUGAUAGACAUAGGGGCUCCCUCACCUUCUAGAGGGCAGGAGAAGAUUAUCAGUGAACACAGCAUCCCUCUGGGGGUGGAGUUCAUCGUGCCCAGUACGGGGUUCUACUGUAAGCUGUGUGGCCUGUUCUACACCAGCGAGGAGACAGCCAAGACCUCUCACUGUCGUAGUACUGUCCACUACAGGAAUCUUCAGAAGUACCUGUCUCAGCUGGCAGAGGAGAGUCUACUUGGUGCACUAACUGACCCCUCAGCUACAGAGUGACCUCUGACCUAUACUCAUCAUUCGGUACUGUCAAGUUGAUAUGGUGGACAGCGUUGCGUGUGUGCUACAGACUGAGUGAUCUGAGCUUGCCAAGGACUACUCAACGAAAGAGACAUGAAUAAAUGACAUAUCGGAUGGAAGUCCCACGGUGAAAUGCACUGGACCCAGAGAGAAGAGCGAUUCUCUGAGGAUUGCUUGGACUAAAACUCAUUGCUACAAAUCAAAUGAAAUGUUAUUGGUCACAUGCUCCAUAUACAGUAAUACAUAUUACCGUGAAAUGCUGACUUACGAGCCCAUUCCCAACCAUGCAGAGUUAAAAACAAAGACAAAUAUUUGCUAAAGAAAAUAGUAACGCAACAAAGUAACAAUAACGAGGCUAUAUACAAUCUAGCAAUAUGUUUGAUUUUGUACAUAGUAUAAACAAUACUGUAGUUUAAAAAGGUUCCAGUGUUAAUGUACUACGUUUGUGAAAAUGAAAACCGGUCACCAAAGAUUUGUGUUAAAAAGAUAUUUAUGUAUCUUUCACCCUUUGAUUUAUUUGCAGUAGAGAAUAAAUGUGUUUGUUUUUCAUCGUGGGAAUAAACACAGCCUUCUUUCUAGUCAUUAUUGUAGAAGUCAGACUCUGUGAUAUAGUGAACUGAAAGUCAUCCAUAUUAGUAUUUGUCCUGGUUCUGGUUCCAUGUUGUUCCAUGUAGCUGUACUCCAAGUAGUACUUUAAUCAUUUGGUUUAACUUUUCAUUUUAGUCUGUAAAGUGUUAGGGAUAUUACAUAGUGCGUUAUUAGAUGCAAAGUGCCUUGGAACAUGUCUGCCAUUGUUAGAUGUAGCGGUUUAGAAGUAAUCCUCAGGUUGGUUUAAUUCGGAUAUUUGAAUUUUGAAUGUAUAUUUCAUUACACAGUGUUUUUGUGUAUAACUGGAGGAUAUGAAGGCCUACACUUGUUAUACCUACUGUGUCUGUUCAUUGAGACAAAAUGGAAUACGGUUCCCGACAGACAUGGACAAAGACAUAUCAAAAUACAGAAAUCAUCCCAGUAUGAUGCAUUUUGCAUCAAUUUUGAAAGUUACAUAUCUUGAAAGGUUAAGUGCAGUAAAUGCUUUAGUCCUGAAAUUCUGACAAGCAGAACAUUUUGGGACUAUAUCAACAAUCGACUAAUGAAACAAAUACCUAAAAAUAUUUUUUGUGUGGAAUUUUCCUUUAAAUUGAGAUACAGUUUUGCCAAUGUAUCACCAUACGUUUUCUUCAGGUUUUCUUCUAUUGUGUUUUGUCCCGUAUUUAAUUUAAUUUAAAAAAUACUUUGACAACUUUGUGAAUUGUAAAGUUUGUCACAAUCAGGUUCAAUAUUUUGCAAAUGUCUAAAUAAUUUAUACAGUGCCUUUAAACUGUAGAGAGACUUGAACUGGACCAUGUGUGUUAUUUAAGAGUUAAAUGAAGUGUGAUUUUAAGUCAGUAUAAUAUAUUAUCGAGGCAGGGUUUGAAACUUGCUCUCUCUCUCUCUGUUUUCUACACUGUGAAUGUUGCUCCAAGUUUUAAGAUUGUGUUUAAGAUUUGGUUGAACUUUUCUUAUGGUUAUUUUCUGAUGAAAUCAUUUGAAUAAAAAUGUUAAGAGAGAAAGCUGUUUGUGUAUCAGUGGCGGAGGCUGAGGGGAGGACGGCUCAUUAUAAUGGCUGGAACGGCACAGAUGGAAUGACAACAAACACAUGGAAAACAUGCGUUUGAUGUAUUUCAUGCCAUUCCACCUAUUCCACUCCAGCCAUUACCACGAGCCCGUCCUCCCCAAUUAAGGUGCCACCAACCUCCUGUGGUGUGUGUGUUGCCAAUUUAGCAAUUUUCUCACAUUGAAUAAUGGGAUGCAAAAUAAUGAGUUUAGUUUAUUAGAUCAUUUGGAAAGCAAAACACAGUAAAAGACUACGUAAAUAAAUAAAAUCCUUGAGGAUGAGAAAAACUGCUACUUUCAUGUGCAUGAGGCAUUGUGACGUUCUACUGUUUGAGGGGAGCGCCCCCAGAUGUUAAGGUAGGAUAUUACACUUGUCAGACAAAACUAAUUGUAUAAUGAUUAUUCCUUUUGAUAGCACAGACUUGGUCAAGUCAAUUGCACUCUUGGACAUGAUCAUUGACAUUACACAUUACAGUCAAAUG
This is a messenger RNA of Oncorhynchus kisutch (coho salmon), 6041 nucleotides long. It is a transcript of the gene rbm20, whose product is annotated as RNA binding motif protein 20. Lineage: Eukaryota; Metazoa; Chordata; Actinopteri; Salmoniformes; Salmonidae. The transcript is spliced from 14 exons. Gene Ontology annotation, molecular function: RNA binding; zinc ion binding. The record is from RefSeq and is a predicted model, not a curated record. Gene Ontology annotation, cellular component: nucleus. Bases 106 to 3906 code for a protein of 1266 amino acids.